Molecule: messenger RNA, 1832 nt
Organism: Misgurnus anguillicaudatus (oriental weatherfish)
Lineage: Eukaryota; Metazoa; Chordata; Actinopteri; Cypriniformes; Cobitidae
Gene: tecra
Product: trans-2,3-enoyl-CoA reductase a
Biological process (GO): very long-chain fatty acid biosynthetic process
Molecular function (GO): oxidoreductase activity, acting on the CH-CH group of donors
Source: RefSeq, a predicted model, not a curated record
CACUAGUCUGUAAUUCAUAGUCACACAGUAGAGGCGACAGGGGUGGCAGGGAGCUGAGCCUACUAGAUUGGUUUGAGUCCCACAAGGUCACAGGACUGGCAUUCAGCUAAGCAGGCAUGUAAAUAUAGCUUCAUGAAAGGCAUGCCAUGGAUUAUGUCUUAGGACUCUCAGAUUUCGUCUUCACCCAGAAGCGAUUGUGAUGUACGGAGAGCUGGUGACCGGGUGGCCAGACUUCAGGUGUUAAGAUACUGCAUAUUAAGAACUCACUCACGUCUGAGGUCUUCGUCUCUUGAGAUCUUCGCUUGUUUCGGAGACGAACUUUCGGUUUGGAUUAUCUCUGAAGAUCUGAGGAAAGUUUGAUGGGUUAAAUGUGAUAUGUUGUAAGUGACAGAUAACUUUAAAAUAGAGGAUCCAUCGUGUGAGGUUUGAGACAGCAUCAUGGAUGCAUUAGCUUUAGAGGCGAAAAGUGCUAAGAGUGAAAGCACACCUGCUCCUGCGCCUGCACCCCACAAACCCAGACCAAAACCUCCUAAAAAACCUAAACGUAUCGUUUACUUUGAGGUGGAGAUACUGGAUGCCAAGACCAGGGAGAAACUAUUACUUCUGGAUAAGGUCGAGCCAACGGCAACUAUUUUGGACAUUAAGUCAAUGUUCCACAAAUCAAAUCCACACUGGUACGCUGCCAGACAGUCUUUAUGCCUGGAUCCAAAAGGAAAACCUUUACGAGAUGAAGAAAUCUUACAGGAUCUCCCCGUGGGAACCACUGCAACUCUUUACUUCAGAGACUUAGGAGCCCAGAUUUCCUGGGGAACUGUGUUCCUAAUCGAGUACAUCGGACCACUUGUCAUCUACCUGCUAUUUUAUUUUAGACUUCCUCUUAUCUACGCUCCCAAGUAUGAAUUCACCACCAGUAAGCAUUGGGUUGUGCAUAUAGCCUGUGUGUGUCACUCCUUCCAUUAUGUGAAGCGAAUCUUGGAGACGCUGUUUGUCCAUCGCUUCUCUCAUGGUACCAUGCCGCUGCGCCACAUUUUCAAAAACUGUUCAUAUUACUGGUGCUUUGCAGCAUGGAUGGCUUAUUACAUCAAUCACCCUCUCUACACACCUCCACUCUGUUUACAUGCAGAUUAUGGAGAAAGGCAGGUGAAGACAGCAAUUGUAAUCUUUCUACUCUGUCAAAUCGGCACCUUCUCAAUUCACGUGGCUCUGCGAAAUCUCAGGCCAUCUGGAUCUAAGGUGAAGAAGAUUCCCUAUCCAAACAAGAACCCAUUUACGUGGAUAUUUGCGCUUGUCUCAUGUCCAAACUACACAUAUGAGCUGGGAAUUUGGCUUGGAUUUACAUUGAUGACCCAGUGUGUUCCUGUGUUGUUCUUCACUGUGGUGGGAUUCAUACAGAUGACAGUUUGGGCCAAAGGGAAACAUCGCAGCUACCUGAAGGAGUUUAAAGAGUAUCCGUCACUGCGCUCCCCGAUCUUACCCUUCAUCCCAUAACAGAAACCCCAAAUCAUUGAGAAGUAUUGUUGCUUAUCUGGUUUGUUUGCAAAUAGAGAGCAACACUGAAGUUCUGAAAGUAACAAACCCAUUCAUUUUUACCAUAGUAGGCCUAACACUCAUUUUAGCUGAUAAGAUACUGUAUAAUGCACUCAAGAGAGAUACCUGAGGCCUGUAGAAGAAACAAGUCCGUAUGAUUUUACCUUUAGGCUCAUGAUUAAUAGCUAAAUUAAAACUAAAAUGACCAGAACUCACAAAGAAGAUCAGAGAAGCCAUUUUUACUAUAAAAACUGAAUUUCAAAGUAAACUUUUUCUUUUUUUUAAAUAAACAAAUCAUUUCUUAA